Frieseomelitta varia is the source of this 811-nucleotide messenger RNA. Its product is annotated as trypsin-3-like. NCBI's taxonomy places the organism in Eukaryota, Metazoa, Arthropoda, Insecta, Hymenoptera, Apidae. Bases 1 to 735 code for a protein of 244 amino acids. Gene Ontology annotation, molecular function: serine-type endopeptidase activity. The record is from RefSeq and is a predicted model, not a curated record. The transcript is spliced from 4 exons. Gene Ontology annotation, biological process: proteolysis.
AUGUACGGUGACAAAUGGAUAGCUGAGAGUCCACUUCGAUUCUACGCGAUCGCCGGUGCCACUUACGUGUACUUCCCAGCCUUCAGUUCUAUGCAGAUGGAAUUGAUCGACCGGAUAUUACCGCACACGAACUUUAAAUUCUCGAACAUGCAUCACGAUAUUGGAUUGUUCAGGCUCAUCCUGUGGUUUCCAUGUUCUAUUAUCGUUUCUCUUGUUUCCUUUUCUUUUUUUUUUUUUUCCAUCCAGCUUCGGAAACCUUUUUACAUCAGCUCGUACGUGAGAUACGUCGCUCUUCCCCAUGCCUAUGACGCAAACAUUUUCCAAAGGUACACCGACCCGUGCACUGUGGUUGGCUGGGGACGACACAUUCCUGACUCCGAUAAAGGAGUCGGUACAUAUCUUCGAAGCGUUAAUUUAUCAUUAAUCCCAACUGAAAAGUGUCCAGUCACAGGAGUAGAUGACAAGGUGCAUUUAUGCGCUGGCAUGCUAGACGAAGGUGGAAAAGACGCCUGUCAAGGUGACAGUGGUGGUCCACUUCUAUGCAACAACACACAAAUUGGCAUAAUAUCAUGGGGGCAAGGCUGUGCACGUCCUAAUUCACCAGGAGUAUAUUCCCGACUAGAUUUAUACUUGAACUGGUUAAACGAAACUAUAUUGAACAACGCUGCUGCCGAAAUCGAUUCCAAAGUGAUAGACAUUAUUCUUGUUCAAUUAAUAAUGCUCAUUAUAAUGUGAGAAUAAAAUGUAAUUCUGACAAGUGACGAGGACAUAAUUCUGAAACGAAACAAAAGAGAAAGGAGAUAUUCUAUUG